AAAACACAGCAGCGCUGGACGCGGCGCGGUGCGCGGCAAUUACCACCGUCCACGCGGGCCACGCGGGCCAGGCGUGGCGCAGAAGACCAGGUCCUGCUGCCGGGGCAGCCCGGGCAGCCUUUCGACAAGCAGAGAUCAGUCAGUCGGUCAGUCAGUCAAGCAGAGCUCCCACGUAAAAAGGCAGCCAUCAAAUGGACCGCGACCUCGCGCGGGCGCUGGCCAUGUUCGACGCCGAGUUUGGACGCAUGAGUCUCGGGCCGGCGCGGCGUGAGAGCCCACUCAUGCCCGCGCGCCGCGGGAGCACCGACGCGAGGCGCAACCCGAUUCCCUGGGGCGCGCCGGCGCGCCGCGAGAGCGCUGGUCGCCCGUGGGACGCGCCGCCGGCGCGCCGGAACGACGGCGGCGGCCGCCAGCGAACACCGGGCGGCUACCGGGGCCGCCUCGCGCAGGAGGGCAUAUUGCCCGCGGACGCGACGCCCAAGCGGAGUAGCACGCGCAAGCGGCCCGACUCCAAGGGCGACGCCAAGGAGGCGCGCGCGGCCCCGCCCGAGAAGCGGAGCCCCCGGGCGCCAGCCGAGCCGAAGCCAAAGCCGACGGACCCCUUUUCGCGCCUCGUCGAGGACGAGAUGUUGCUGAACGAAGAAACGACGCGGUGGGAGGACGUCGGCGGGCUCGAGGCGACGAAGCAAUUGCUGACGGAAGCUGCGGUCCUCCCGAUGCUCAUACCCGGCUUCUUCACGGGCGUGCGGACGCCCUGGCGCGGCGUGCUGCUGUUCGGGCCGCCGGGCACGGGCAAGACUUUAUUAGCUAGAGCUGUGGCGGCGCAAGCGCGGGCGGCCUUCUUCAGCGUCAGCCCCUCGAGCCUGCUCUCGAAGUUUGUCGGCGAAAGCGAAAAGGUCGCGAAGGCAGUGUAUGGCUGCGCGCGUGCGCGGGCACCGGCGGUCGUGUUCUUCGACGAGAUCGACGCGUUGGCCAGCCGGCGCGGCGCGGCCAGUGAGCACGAGGCAUCAAGACGUUUGAAGACCGAGCUCCUGACCCAGAUCGACGGCAUCACUACCGGAGCCUCGGUGCUGACGCUGGCGACGUUAAGCCCUGUGUGGAAAUCAAAUUUCAGGCCACGCCAACCCACUGGUUGAUUUCCACACAGGUCGAACCGCCCCUGGGACUUGGACGAAGCCAUGCGUAGACGUCUUGAGCGGCGUAUCUACGUGCCGCCGCCCGACGCGACGGGGAGGGAGGCGAUGCUCAAAAUCCACACGACGGGUCUCAAGCUGGCCGCGGACGUGGACCUCGCGGAGCUCGCUGACAGACUGGAGGGCUACAGCGGCGCCGACGUGCAGCUUGUGUGCCGGGACGCGGCGAUGGCGCCGAUCUGUGUGGAAAUCAAAAUUUUACGGCGCGUUCGCGCAGAAUCAUCGCAUCGUCCUCCACGCCAUCGACGCGACGCCUGCUCGAUGGCGUGGCGAUGUCGGUUCCUCACCGGCACCCGACACAGGCGCCGAUGCGCGCGGCAAUCGCGGGCAAGAGCCCCGACGAGAUCGUGGAGUUGCAGACGAGAGGGGAACUGGAGGGCGAAAUCACUUCCUCUGAUUUCCUGGGCGCCGUUGAAACCACACCUCCGUCCAUCGCGCCCGGGUCCCUGAAGCGGUUCGAGGCGUGGAACGCGGAGUUCGGCUGCGAAUUGAGAGCACCGCCGGCGCGGGAGGUAGCAGAGGCGCCGGCGGCCGCGCCGCCCGAGGCGGAGGCGCCGCCGAACGACCUGGACUAAUUGCUAUUGUGUUAUUA
This is a messenger RNA of Pelagomonas calceolata, 1785 nucleotides long. The record is from the annotation of a GenBank genome assembly. Lineage: Eukaryota; Pelagophyceae; Pelagomonadales; Pelagomonadaceae.